Messenger RNA from Acomys russatus (golden spiny mouse), 2480 nucleotides. It is a transcript of the gene Nelfb, whose product is annotated as negative elongation factor complex member B. Gene Ontology annotation, biological process: negative regulation of transcription elongation by RNA polymerase II. Gene Ontology annotation, cellular component: NELF complex; nucleus. Lineage: Eukaryota; Metazoa; Chordata; Mammalia; Rodentia; Muridae. The record is from RefSeq and is a predicted model, not a curated record. The coding region runs from base 1 to 2082 and encodes 693 amino acids. The transcript is spliced from 13 exons.
AUGGAUAGGAGGUUGCGUCAUCCAGGCACCGCCCCUUGCACACAGACUCACUACCCUUCACUAGGUAGCAAGACACUGCCCGGAACCUGCGCGCGGCGGCGGCGUUUUCCCGGGGCCUAUUCGCUGCUGGACCUAAGCUGUGACGGGCGGAAGUGGGAGGAGUGGAUCGGUGCAAGCCGCUCUUGCUCGCUCGAGCUGGCCACGCUGGAGGCUGCGGGCGAACGGGGCUUGGGGGGUCCCCGUGGCACCGUGGAGAGGGCUUCUGGGGCUCCGUCAGCGUCCGCGACGGCUCCGGGGGAGCGCGGCGGGGAUGGGGUUCACAACCGAGCAACAGCUGGAGCCUCGGCCAUGUUCGCCGGGCUCCAGGACCUGGGCGUGGCCAAUGGCGAGGACCUGAAAGAGACCCUGACCAACUGCACGGAGCCGCUCAAGGCCAUUGAGCAAUUUCAGACAGAGAAUGGCGUGCUGCUGCCCUCCCUGCAGUCGGCCCUGCCCUUCUUGGACCUACACGGGACACCGCGGCUGGAGUUCCAUCAGUCAGUGUUUGAUGAGCUACGUGACAAACUGCUGGACCGAGUGUCAGCUAUCGCCUCCGAGGGAAAGGCAGAAGAGAGGUACAAGAAGCUGGAAGACCUUCUGGAAAAGAGCUUUUCUCUGGUCAAGAUGCCAUCCCUACAACCAGUGGUGAUGUGUGUUAUGAAGCACUUGCCAAAGGUUCCUGAGAAGAAGCUGAAGCUGGUGACGGCUGACAAGGAGUUGUACCGGGCCUGCGCCGUGGAAGUAAAGAGGCAGAUCUGGCAAGACAACCAAGCUCUCUUUGGUGAUGAGGUUUCCCCAUUGCUGAAGCAGUAUAUCCUGGAGAAAGAGAGCGCGCUCUUCAGCACGGAGCUUUCUGUCCUGCACAACUUCUUCAGCCCCUCCCCCAAGACCAGGCGCCAGGGAGAGGUGGUCCAGAAGCUGACGCAGAUGGUCGGGAAGAACGUGAAGCUCUAUGACAUGGUGCUGCAGUUCCUGCGCACACUGUUCCUGCGGACCAGGAAUGUGCACUACUGCACGCUGCGAGCGGAGCUGCUCAUGUCCUUGCAUGACCUGGACGUCAGUGAGAUCUGUACUGUGGAUCCCUGCCACAAGUUCACCUGGUGCCUGGAUGCCUGCAUCCGAGAACGGUUUGUGGACAGCAAAAGAGCCCGGGAGCUGCAGGGAUUUCUUGACGGUGUGAAGAAGGGCCAGGAACAAGUUUUGGGGGAUUUGUCUAUGAUCCUGUGCGACCCCUUUGCCAUCAACACACUGUCCCUGAGCACCAUCAGGCACUUGCAGGAGCUGGUUAGCCAGGAGACACUGCCCAGGGAUAGUCCAGACCUCCUUCUCCUACUUAGGCUGCUGGCGCUUGGCCAAGGUGCAUGGGACUUAAUAGACAGCCAGGUCUUCAAGGAGCCCAAGAUGGACGCAGAACUCAUCACCAGGUUCCUGCCAAUGCUCAUGUCCUUCGUGGUGGAUGACUACACUUUUAACGUCGACCAGAAGCUUCCAGCUGAGGAGAAAGCCCAAGUCACAUAUCCCAACACACUGCCUGAAAGUUUCACCAAGUUUCUGCAGGAGCAGCGCAUGGCUUGUGAGGUGGGGCUGUACUACGUCCUGCACAUCACCAAGCAGAGAAACAAGAAUGCGCUCCUGCGCCUGCUGCCUGGACUGGUGGAGACCUUCAGUGACCUGGCCUUCAGUGACAUCUUUCUCCACCUGCUCACUGGGAGCCUGGCACUGCUGGCUGACGAAUUUGCCCUGGAGGAUUUCUGCAGCAGCCUCUUUGAUGGCUUUUUCCUCACUGCCUCUCCAAGGAAGGAAAAUGUGCAUCGUCAUGUGUUGAGGCUUCUCCUCCACUUGCACCCAAGAGUGGCCCCUUCUAAGCUGGAGGCAUUGCAGAAGGCUCUGGAGCCCACAGGCCAGAGUGGGGAGGCUGUGAAGGAGCUCUACUCCCAACUGGGCGAGAAGCUGGAGCAGUUAGACCAUCGGAAGCCCAGUCCUACCCAGGCUGCAGAGGCACCUGCACUGGACCUGCCCCUUCCCAAUGUGCCUACGCUGUGAGGCUCUGUGGAGCCAUUUCUGGUAGUGCCCUGUGGGAGGAGGCCCUAGCCAGCCAGCAGUGCCUAGUGAGCCGAGGGCCAUUCAUUCUCGAAGUGCUCCCUCCUCUGAAUUGCUGCCUGGAGCUGGUCCUAAAAGGUCCUCAGUGGUCUGCUGCACAUCAAGGGGGACCCAUAAUGGCAUGGUGGGACUUGGCCCUGCUUUUGACCCUGGCAGGGAUGGAUGGUGGGUGGGAUUUAGAAAAGCUAGCUGGUUCUUCAGGGGCAGCGGGCAGAGGCCUGACUGACCGGAAAGUCCAAGAAGAAGCUAUGCUGGGUUCACCAAAGCAGAUUUGCUGGGCCUCAUGUCCCAAGCACAAGGGUGGUCCCCUCCACAGAAGCCAGGUGGACAGUCUGCCAUAG